Messenger RNA from Penicillium cataractarum, 1365 nucleotides. RefSeq names its product WD40 repeat domain-containing protein. The record is from RefSeq and is a predicted model, not a curated record. Bases 1 to 1365 code for a protein of 454 amino acids. NCBI's taxonomy places the organism in Eukaryota, Fungi, Ascomycota, Eurotiomycetes, Eurotiales, Aspergillaceae. Gene Ontology annotation, molecular function: protein binding. Gene Ontology annotation, cellular component: precatalytic spliceosome; catalytic step 2 spliceosome; Prp19 complex. The transcript has a single exon. Gene Ontology annotation, biological process: mRNA splicing, via spliceosome.
AUGGUUUCCCUACCUCCUCAAACGGCCGAUGAGGCUGUCCGCAGCUCCGUGAAGCGUACCGCCGACCUCUUCGGCACAGAAUACCUGAUGGUCACACCCUCGACCCUGGCAGACGGCUCAAUCGGCGUGUCCUACCGGCGAAAAGCAGAAUACCAAGAUGUGAUGGAAUUACCCCCAGCACUGGCUGAGAAGCAGGCCAAGGCCGCUGCGGGACGCACGAAACGACCCAAGAUUCAACCAGCUCAGUCUCAGUCUGCGGGUGAUGGCAGCGGUGCUUCGAUGGCCCUCGUCAGGAGACCUGCGGGUGUGGGCGCAGGCGCUGGUGGUGGUGAGGACCAGCCUAAAAGUUUGAUUCAGAGACCCUCUGCGACGAAGCAACAGCGGCCAGAUUGGCACGCGCCCUGGAAGUUGAUGCGUGUGAUCUCGGGACAUUUGGGUUGGGUACGAGCUUUGGCGGUCGAGCCGAAUAACGAGUGGUUUGCCAGUGGUGCUGGUGAUCGGACAAUUAAGAUUUGGAACAUGGCGACGGGUGCUUUGCGACUUACCCUGACGGGUCACAUUUCGACUGUGCGCGGUCUCGCGGUCUCACCCCGGCAUCCAUACCUCUUCUCGUGCGGUGAGGAUAAGAUGGUCAAGUGCUGGGAUUUGGAGACGAAUAAGGUCAUCCGCCACUACCACGGCCAUCUUAGCGGUGUCUAUACAUUGGCGCUGCACCCUCGCUUGGAUCUAUUGGUUACCGGUGGUCGCGACGGUGUAUGCCGAGUGUGGGACAUGCGAACGCGAAGCAACGUUCACGUUCUUGCCGGACACAAGGGCACCGUCGCCGACAUCAAGUGCCAGGAAGCCGAUCCUCAGGUUAUCUCCGGCUCGCUAGACGCUACGGUGCGGCUCUGGGAUCUGGCAGCUGGCAAAUCCAUGGGCGUCCUGACGCAUCACAAGAAGGGUGUUCGUGCACUUGCCACCCACCCCACCGAGUUCACAUUUGCUAGUGCCAGCACCGGCACCAUCAAGCAGUGGAAGUGCCCAGAGGGUGACUUUAUGCAGAACUUUGACGGCCAGAAUGCCAUUAUCAACACUCUUUCCGUCAACGACGAGAACGUCAUGUUUUCUGGCGGUGACAACGGCUCCAUGUCAUUCUGGGACUGGAAGACUGGAUACCAGUUCCAGUCCAUUGACACAAUGGCCCAGCCCGGUUCCCUCGAGGCCGAAGCGGGUAUCAUGGCCUCGACCUUUGACCGGACUGGUCUGCGUCUCAUUACCGGCGAGGCGGACAAAACUAUCAAGAUCUGGAAGGAGGAUGAGAACGCCACCCCCGAGACUCACCCUGUUACAUGGGCUCCUACUCUUGGCAGACAGCGGUAUUAG